AUGGCCUAUGGUCAUACAUAUGAAACAGCCGAACCAGAAGACUUUUCGCCACUUGGGGACACAUCCUUUUUAGUGAUGUUACAAAAGACCGACAAGCUUCUGAAGUUGGGCAAUCCUGGUGGUGGUCAGAUGUGCGACUCCUUGCGAUUUGCCCUGAUGAGCCUAAAAGAUUUUGAAAGAAAAUAUCGUCUAGUCGAGCUCUUUAAGAUACCGCAGACGACGUUUUCGUUGAUAACUAAUCUAGUCGAGUUCCCGGGAUACGCAAGUUGGGCGUCGACUGGCGGCGCGGGGCACAAUCAUGUACAGACAGAAAUGCACGCAGUCUUUACCAACUCAAUCACUUUGCUAGCCAAUUCAGUUUAG
Messenger RNA from Protopolystoma xenopodis, 363 nucleotides. Lineage: Eukaryota; Metazoa; Platyhelminthes; Monogenea; Polystomatidea; Polystomatidae. The record is from the annotation of a GenBank genome assembly.